Molecule: messenger RNA, 2705 nt
Organism: Temnothorax curvispinosus
Lineage: Eukaryota; Metazoa; Arthropoda; Insecta; Hymenoptera; Formicidae
Product: Bardet-Biedl syndrome 7 protein homolog
Exons: 13
Coding region: 249-2411 (720 amino acids)
Biological process (GO): intracellular transport; intracellular protein localization; cilium assembly
Cellular component (GO): ciliary basal body; neuron projection; membrane
Molecular function (GO): protein binding
Source: RefSeq, a predicted model, not a curated record
UGGACAUUUUGAUUUUUAUCGCAAUUUUGAGGAAACCGGUUUGUUGUGCCACGCGUUGUCAUGGUUAAAUCGAUCGUGGUAUUAUAUCACUUUACCGCCGCAGUAUAUCUAUCUCUCCGUUGCUACUCUUUGCGCCGAGACUCGCGGGAUUCACGAAAUUGACGUACUAAUGUAAAAACAAAAAAGAUACACGAUGGUAAUUUGAGCUGAGUUGACUUUGUCAAGACAAAUUCCAAGAUCAGGCCGCGAUGACGUUGGCGCUAUCGAGGGUAGAUUACACGACGGUGGGAGUCACCUCACGUGGCACAACCAUCAUAUUUCCGCCUAACGAGGCAACGAGGCAACCGCAAAAAUUCGCCGUUGCAGAUCACGACGGCGUGCUGCAUAUUUAUGGCAUGAAAAGGGGGGAGCUGCAAUUGUCGUUUAAAUCCUUGCCCGGCCCAAAAAUCCAGAGAAUAGUCCUUGGUGGCUCGAUAGGUAUGGUGAAGGACAAGAUUUUCAUUGCGUAUGGUAGCUCCGUGAAGGGAUUCACGAGAAAGGGCAAGCUGUUCUUAGAGUUCGAUACCAGCCUUAUAGAUCCCAUUUCCGCGAUGUACGUCCUCGGUCCUGAUCUCGCGGCGUGCGCGCGUGAUCUUUAUCACCGAUACCGAGACUGCAAGGACGCCGAUUCGUAUUUGACUGGAGAAACCUUGCACGACGUCGUGCUCUUGCCCGGAGAUGGCAACGUGAUGUACGCUAUUCUAGCCUGUGCGGACUGUGCGGUGCGCGUUUUGCAUGGCACAAGUAGUCCAACAGUCCUAAGAUUGCCGAGCGCUCCUACGGUGCUUUCCAUAUACAGAGAGGGAGAGAUAUACUCGAGGGACCGCGUCUUGGUCGGUACCGCGGACGGUAGAGUCGGACUACUGAUCCUCCAGGGCAACAAGACCCUCCGAGUCACCUGGCUGCUGACUUCGACGGGCUCGGAAAUCACCUCGUUGGAUACUCAUCAGUUACAAGACGGUAUAGAUAUCCUCAUUGGUCGACAAGACGGAGGCGUCGAGGUGUACACGUUUCCCGACGAGGACGUAUCGUCCACUCUGCGUUAUCACUACAACGCCGGUGAAAGCAUUAGUACAGUCGUGGGCGGAAUAAUCGGCGUCGCCAAUUACCCUGAGGUUCUCGUCACGACUUACUCGGGCCGAGUAUUCGGAUUGACCACCAGUCCUCCUGGUCUGCUAGAAGCGGGACAGAGCGACGUCGGAUUGGCCAGGCUGAAGUUGGAGAUACAACAACUGCAGGAGAAGCUCAACGAGGAGAAGGAGUCGUCCAAUUUCAUGCCGGACCCUCUGGCACCUUUGAUAUUGGCAGUGAAUCAUAAAAUGGUGCUGCACAAAGAAGACGCUUCGUAUUGCCUGUCCGUAGAACUAGACGCGUCAAUCGACAAUAUUCUAAUACAAUCCGAUACGCCCGUCGACCUGCUGGAGACGGAGAGCAAUAGCGCGGUGGUCAGCUUGUCCGCUUGCGAUCCUAGAGAGGGCAAUUUUGUUCUUGCCACUUAUCGAUGCCAAAUCAAUACGAAUCGUCUGGAAAUGCGACUGAGAUCCAUCGAGGGUCAGGCGGGUACCUUGCAGAUCUACGUAACGUCUCAGAUACAGCCGAAGCGUUGCCGUAAAAUCUCAGUUCCUAUUUACGCCUUAUCUCUGCACGUCAGGCAACACGAUGAUGAUGACACCGCGUCCAGUGGUCCGUUUAAUGAAUUGAAACUAAACGGCAAUUUCACUAUUGCCGAGAUGCACGCGUGGCUCUCUUUAGCGUUGCCCGAUGUGCCCGAAAGACCUCAUAUCCACGAGGGUGAAGCUGUUUUAGUGUAUAUCUCGUCCUUCAUCGGAACGGUCCUCAAAUGCAAAUACAAGAAAGGGAGCGCGCUUUUUCUCGGCGAGAAUAUAUCCACCAUCAUAAUUCUCCGAGAUAUCUUGACGAAGGAAGCGACGAAACGAAAGAUGAAGCUAGACGUGUUCUGCGAAGUAGCAGAGGGAAGUGUAUCUAGAGUCUUGGAAUUAAUUCUCCCGCGGCUGAACGCGGCCUACGAUUUAAUUCAGAAGAUAAAAAUUCUGGACGCUCUCGGAGAAUGGGAACUCCAAUCCAAUCCGAGGGAGAACUUAUGUUCCGAGUACCAAGAGCUGUUGGAGAAGGAGACGGAGAUUAGAUCGCUCAUGGCGAAGGACACCGAAAUCCUGAACAGACUGCACGCUAUCAUUACCGACUUAUACGUAGAUUGGGAACGAGCAAAGCGAUCUCGAAGGAUUAGUAGCAUUGAGGCUACGGCGAAGUUAAAAGAUGCCCUCGAAUCCAGGGAUUUGGCUACCAUCUUGCAAAUUUUCAUCGGUAAAGCCGACGUAAGCGUGCCGACUCUAAUACCCGCUGCUAUUUAGAUUCGGAGAUUGCGAAUGAAGUGGACCAAUGUAUUUCUAUAAACACGUUGAAGUAAAAAAUAUAUUUCUUAACGUCAAUUCACGAUAUAUAUAAACCGCUAAAUUGUACAAUUACACUAUUGUACAAUCCUAAGUUUUAAAAAUGUACAAUAUUACGAUUAAUGUUAAUUACAGUAUAAUGCGCAUUUUUGUGUGUGUGUAUGUAUAUAUAUAUAUGAUAUUGUUUCUUCAUGAAUCUUGGAACUAUUGCAAUACAAUUUAGUUCUCUACUCAACCUCAUACAAAUUACUUACU